CCCACAGUCCAAAGGCAUGCAAGUGAGUAGUAGUAUUGAGUGUUGGACGCAGGAUUCACUCAUUCACUCACGUGGAAAUGAAUUAUUACUUUAUUUGAAAGCAGUUCUGUGGUUGAAGUCAAUUCUCUGUAAAUGGAGGUCGCGGAAUCUAACUGCAUGGAACGGCUGGUGAAGGAGAUAAAUGUGCUUCUAAAGCUGCUGGAACGUGAAAAUGUGAGCUCAGCCACCACAGAGAAGAUGAAUGUGAUCAAGAACCUACUGGAACAAAUAGAUCCAUCAGCGUAUGUUGACAGAAGAUAUGGAAGUGACUUCAUAUACAUGAACACUUCCCUGUAUGGAAAUGGUACCAGUUUUGUAGAAUCACUGUUUGAAGAAUUUGACUGUGACCUGAAAGAUCUAAGAGAUUCAACUGAAGAUCUAAAAAACCUGGAGGAAGAAGAAUCAUCAAAGCACUUACUCACCAAAUCAAGCCCCACAGAUACUCCUCCUCUGCUCCCCAUCACACCUAUUCCUGAAGAUUACUAUGAGGAAGCUGUUCCACUGGAACCUGACACUACACCCCAGUACAUCACCACCCACAGUAACUCAAGCCCACCAAAGUCAGUUGAGGAUGCUUAUUAUGAAGAUGCAGACAAGAACUACCCCAUAACUCGAAUCAAUGGACCAACCAACAAUGACUCAGAUGCCCUGAGUAGUUCUUAUGAGUCGUAUGACGAAGAGGAUGAUGAGACAAAAAGCAAAGAGAUGGCAAAUCCAUGGCCCUCAGAAGAAAGUCCAGUGGGCCUGAUAAAGGACUGCCGUAAAUGUGCUUUCCUACUGCGCAAGAAACGGUUUGGUCAGUGGGCCAAACAGUUAACCAUAAUCCAGGACAACAGACUACAGUGUUUUAAGAACCCAAAGGACAGAACUCCUCACACGGAUCUGCCGCUGAAUCUGUGCAACGUUAUCUAUGUGUGUAAAGAUGGGCGACGUAAGAAGCAUGAGCUCAGAUUCUCCAUGCCUGGAGGAGAGUCUCUGGUGCUGGCUGUACAGAGCAAAGAACAAGCUGAGAGCUGGCUUAAGGCCAUUCAGGAGGCCAGUACAUUAACAAACAGCUCCAGUGGACUGCAGAGUUCCUGUUCUCCCAUGGUUCCACGAAAGUCUGAUCUGGACGCAAGUAAGACAACGUCUACUGAUAAACUUACCUCAGAUUCGGACAGCGUUGCCAAUGGGGACUGUACUCGGGAAAGUGGUGAAUUUGGGAAAGGCAAGAAGGGGCCGUUCUCAGAUCUAACUGGCUCUAUGAGUCGUGCUGCUGGUCGAAAAAUCAACCGCAUCAUAAGUUUUUCCAAAAAGAAACCUCCUCUGCCUGGAGACACCAGCGCCCUCUCUAACACUGAUGAUAACCCACGCUGUGGUUAUCUGAAUGUUUUGGUGAACCAGUGCUGGAAAGAGCGCUGGUGUUGUGUGAGGAGUGGAGCUUUGUAUUUUCAUAAGGACAGAGGUGAUGUGCACACUCAUGUCAAUGUUCUGGCCCUUAAUGGAGUUGAUGUUUUACCUGGUUUGGGGCCCAAGCACCCCUUUGCCUUCCGUAUCAUGCGAGAUGGCACUGAAGUCAUAGCUCUGGAGGCUAGCUGUUCUGAAGAAAUGGGUCGAUGGCUUGGUGUACUUUUAGCAGAAGCAGGCUGCACUACUACCCCAGAGGCCUUGCACUAUGACUAUGUUGAUGUAGACAUGAUUAGCAGCAUCAGAAAUGCAGCUCGGCACUCAUUCCUUUGGGCUACAUCCUCCAGUAGUGCCUCCACAGACUCACGCACCUAUGAUGAGGUUCCUUAUGAGAGUAUACAGGUAGAGGAGACUCCGAAAUCAGGAAACAAAGUGAAGCGUCAUUCUUCUCUGUCCAGCGCUGACAAUGUAAAGGUUAACUCUGAAAUUACUGUGAAGAGACACGGUUCCUCGGUGAAUCAGUAUGGUAAAUAUGGGAAGACGAGAGCAGAAGAAGAUGCACGUCGAUAUUUAAAUGAGAAAGAGAAGUUAGAAAAGGAAAAGGAAGAGAUCAGAAAAGCUCUGGUUUCUUUACGUAAAAAGAAGAGAGAGGUGAAAGAGCAGCUGAAGGGAGCCACGGGUAAACAGCAGAAGGAUUUGGAAACACAUCUAACAGAGCUUGAUGAGAGCUGCAGAAGGAAGGAAGAUAACCGAGUCGAGCUAGAGCUUCAGCUCACUGAGGUGAAGGAGAAGCUGAAGAAGUCUCUGGCUACUGGUGAGCUAGGAGCUCCUGCUGACAACAAACCUGCCAACAAGAUUCAAAUCAGGAAAACUGAGAAUGCUUAUAGUGAAGCCUCCAUUCCAGUGAACUGUACCUCUGAGAUGCGUAAACGUCCUCCCUCGAUUUGUGCAUCUACUAAAGGAAGCGUUAUGCAGAAAGCCAAGGAAUGGGAGACAAAGAAGGGGACUUAAAAUAAAAAACUGAAGAGACUGUUUGAUGAUCUACUGUUUUGCACAUCCAUGCUAUACUGUGUUUGAAGAGAAUUCAGACGUGACCCUGAGUGGUAGUAAACACACUGUGUAAAGAGCACUGAGAUGAGUCAUUGGGACACAGAGGAGCCGGUAUUGAUGUGUUAAGCUUAUGUACACAUACUCUCUGGGGUGAUUUUUGAAACAGUUUUGGUGUUUUUGGCUGUAUAUACUAGGAUGUACUAUAGGAGGAAACAUACAUGAUUGAAAAGCGGUUUAAAAUUUACAAGAAAUUUCAGGAAAUAUAAUUAUGAUAUUCACAAUUUUGAUACGUCUAUAGUUCACGUGGCAUUUCCACAUCCAGUCAGUGGCUGCCUGCCUUGUUUGUACAUUCACUAGUCCUUUUAUAAUGUAUAACUAACAUGUACAAUAGGUGCACAUUGUAUAAAUGUACUGGUUUUAACCUGUUAGGUGCUACACACAGUUUGUCAGCCCCUUUACUCUGUUUGUUAUAAGAUAAGAUCCAUCUUAAGACCACCACUGACCAGAUAUGAUUUGGACGAUAGAUCAUUCUCAGAACAGUGAUGACCAUGAUAUUUACUGUACAUGUUAGUGUGUAUGUUUCUGAGUGCACAAGAUACAGAAGUGGUGGUUGGUUUUUAAACACUGUGCACAGUUACUGACCACUUAGUAUUUAAACACUGCCAUGUUAGUUUCAAUGCUGCACUGAGAAUUACAAAUGGAUACGUGUAGAUAAAUGUGUGUCAUGACAGUCUUGGAAUUCUGUGAAAUUAUGUUUUAUGCAAUGUUCUUUAAAUGU
Messenger RNA from Trichomycterus rosablanca, 3253 nucleotides. RefSeq names its product actin filament associated protein 1-like 1b (gene afap1l1b). Gene Ontology annotation, cellular component: cytosol. The record is from RefSeq and is a predicted model, not a curated record. Bases 133 to 2436 code for a protein of 767 amino acids. Lineage: Eukaryota; Metazoa; Chordata; Actinopteri; Siluriformes; Trichomycteridae. Gene Ontology annotation, molecular function: SH3 domain binding. The transcript is spliced from 20 exons.